AUGGAGGACGAGGCAGUACUGGAUAGAGGGGCUUCCUUCCUUAAACAUGUAUGUGAUGAAGAAGAAGUGGAAGGUCACCACACGAUUUACAUUGGGGUCCACGUGCCGAAGAGCUACAGGAGGAGGAGACGUCACAGAAGAAAACCUGGGCACAAAGAAAAGAAAGAGAAGGAGAAAAUCUCGGAGAACUACUCAGACAAAUCAGAUGUGGAAAAUGCUGAUGAGACGAGCAGCAGCAUCCUUAAACCACUCAUCUCCCCUGCUGCUGAACGCAUCCGCUUCAUCCUGGGAGAGGAAGAUGACAGCCCAGCGCCACCGCAGCUCUUCACGGAGCUGGAUGAGCUUCUGGCCAUCGAUGGACAGGAGAUGGAGUGGAAGGAGACUGCAAGGUGG
Acanthisitta chloris (rifleman) is the source of this 393-nucleotide messenger RNA. Its product is annotated as electrogenic sodium bicarbonate cotransporter 1-like. The annotation marks the transcript as partial. Lineage: Eukaryota; Metazoa; Chordata; Aves; Passeriformes; Acanthisittidae. The transcript has 3 exons. The record is from RefSeq and is a predicted model, not a curated record.